ACUGCUUUAAUUUUUUGUUUUCCCUCUCUCUCUCUCUAAACUGUGUUUUCCCUUCCACGAAAUUCCCAUAUUUUGCCUUAAUUUCUCUCUCCCCUGCUUACGAAAACCGCUUAUACGUAUUCACCAAUGCAUGAUCUUCCGAUCAAAUGUAAUUUCGAUCCUUGGCUUUGGAAUUUUUACUGAGUUUGACCACCUGGUUGACUUACUGAGUUGGGGCUUGUUGGAGAAACUAAUGUUGGAGGCAAUGGAGGGUACGGUCAAUGGCGGUGGUUUCUCGCAGUUACAGAGUUGCGGAGACAGUAGCGAAGAAGAGCUCUCGGUGCUGCCACGUCAUACUAAAGUGGUUGUCACCGGGAAUAACCGUACUAAAUCGGUUCUUGUUGGUCUUCAAGGCGUGGUCAAGAAGGCUGUUGGGCUUGGCGGGUGGCAUUGGCUGGUUCUUACUAAUGGCAUAGAAGUAAAGCUACAGAGAAAUGCACUCAGCGUAAUUGAAGCACCUACUGGCAACGAAGACGACUGCGAUCUUGAAUUCGAAAGCAUGCAGUGUAAUGGAUUAGACAUGGUAUCUGAUGACACUCACAAGUCGCACAGAUCGAGGCAUAGACCACAUAAAUCAACUGGUUCUUCUUACAAGACUAUGAGCAGGUCUCUUUCUUGUGACUCACAGUCUAAGGGGUCUGUUUCCACUAUUAUCGGGUCCACGAAGGUUGACCUUAGCAAACUCGAGAUAGCUGCUUUAUGGAGAUAUUGGCGACACUUCAAUCUUGUGGAUGACAUCCCCAAUCCAUCGAAAGAACAACUACUUGAUGUUGUUCGAAGGCAUUUCAUGUCACAGCAAAUGGAUGAGCUGCAGGUCAUUGUGGGAUUUGUUCAGGCUGCAAAGAGAUUGAAGACCGGUUGCAAAUGACCCAGAUAAGAAUGUUCCGACGGGUUUCGAGCUCGGUUUCGGUGCUAACAGAAACUUGGUAUCCUAAUAUCCUCUUCUCUUGGUACUGAUAUCGAUAAUAUAUAUGUAUUUGUGGCUUGUUUAUUGUUCUAGUCGAGGUGUUAAGUAGGAUAAGAUUUAGUUGAAGCUAUAGAGGUUGUUUCUUCCUUUUUGGUAGUGUAGUUAUAUGUAGAUAUGAUGUAAAAACUUGGUUAAGAGACCUCUCGAGAAAUCCUUGUGACUUCCUUUCUUCAUUGUACUGCUGACUUGGUGUAGUGGAUUUCUUAAAAUGUAUAU
Hibiscus syriacus is the source of this 1222-nucleotide messenger RNA. RefSeq lists its product as uncharacterized. The record is from RefSeq and is a predicted model, not a curated record. Bases 131 to 907 code for a protein of 258 amino acids. Gene Ontology annotation, cellular component: histone deacetylase complex. The transcript is spliced from 6 exons. NCBI's taxonomy places the organism in Eukaryota, Viridiplantae, Streptophyta, Magnoliopsida, Malvales, Malvaceae. Gene Ontology annotation, molecular function: transcription coregulator activity; protein binding. Gene Ontology annotation, biological process: regulation of DNA-templated transcription.